This is a messenger RNA of Dunckerocampus dactyliophorus (ringed pipefish), 2475 nucleotides long. It is a transcript of the gene eya2, whose product is annotated as EYA transcriptional coactivator and phosphatase 2. Gene Ontology annotation, biological process: cell differentiation; negative regulation of extrinsic apoptotic signaling pathway in absence of ligand; positive regulation of DNA repair. Gene Ontology annotation, molecular function: protein tyrosine phosphatase activity. NCBI's taxonomy places the organism in Eukaryota, Metazoa, Chordata, Actinopteri, Syngnathiformes, Syngnathidae. Gene Ontology annotation, cellular component: nucleus. The transcript has 16 exons. The coding region runs from base 315 to 1754 and encodes 479 amino acids. The record is from RefSeq and is a predicted model, not a curated record.
GCAAACAGGCUGCAGAGGCUGCUGCUGCUGCUGCUGGAGGAAGACUUGCGUGAGGAAGACUUGGCAGACUAAAGACGAACUCACCAGUGGAGCGCCCACCUUCUUAUUGUUGUUUUUUAAACAUUUGACCUUUUUUUGCUCAUGGAUAAUCGGAUUUGCUGCAGAAUGAUGGACAGCUGAGGACGCGACAGCAACCGGACCAACAGCACCGUGACUGCAAGUGGAUAAUACUUCUAUUUACAGAAAGCACUUCUCAUCCACGAGUUCAAACUUCCUCAACGCCUCAGCUGGCUCAUCUCCUGGGGGAAGGUGUCAUGGCGGCGUACGGACAGACUCAGUACAGCCCCACCCUUCAAGCUGCCGGACCAUACGCACCUUACACACAAGGCUACGGCGUGCCCUCCUACAACAUCAAAACAGAGGAUGGCCUGAGCCACUCGCCGGGGGGACAGACGGGACUUUUGGGCUACUCCAACUUUAGUGGCGCCCCCACCAGUCAGAGCCUGUACAGCUACUCGCACACACACGGUGCAGGGAUUUCCUCGGGACUUUUCCAAGGCGGCCAUGCCAUCUCCACUUCCACACCAUUCAACCCCACCCAGCAAGAGUUCUCGUCGUACUCCAGCUACAGUCAGAGUCAGUACUCACCCUAUUACAACGCAUCGCAUCACUACAACAGCCCCUACUUGAGCGGCAGCAACAUCAGCCCCGCCGCCAUCGCCGCCCCGCUAGCCUAUCAGCACCCAGAGCACCCCGUCAUGUUACCCAGCCACAGCCCAGAGUCUCACACAGGGGAGUACCACCCGCCACCCAGUCCACCCACGCCAGGUAAAGAGGAGGUAGACAGGGGCGGAGUCUCAACGCGAAGGGGGUGCGACGGGAAGCUGAGGGGGAGGAAAAGAGUCAAUGACCCCGCGCCACCUUUGGAUGCUGACAUUGAGCGCGUGUUUAUCUGGGACCUGGAUGAAACCAUCAUCAUUUUCCACUCACUCCUCACGGGAACGUUCUCCUCAAGAUUUGGCAAGGACUCAUCAAAAGCAGUGUCUCUGGGUUUGUGGAUGGAGGAGAUGAUCUUCAAUCUGGCUGACUCGCGACUCUUCUUCAACGAUUUGGAGGAAUGUGACCAGGUUCAUAUCGACGACGUAGCAUCAGACGACAAUGGACAGGACUUGAGCACGUACAAUUUCGGGACUGAUGGCUUCCAGAGCCCAGCGGGGGCCGGCUCAUUGUGCCUGGGCUCAGGGGUCCACGGGGGGGUGGACUGGAUGAGGAAGCUGGCGUUCCGAUACCGGCGGGUCAAGGAGAUUUACAACACUUACAAGAAUAAUGUCGGAGGUUUGCUGGGCAGCCCCAAGCGGGAGGAGUGGCUGCAGCUGAGGAGAGAGAUGGAGGUUCUCACCGACCUGUGGCUGACCCAAGCUCUCAAAGCUCUGGCCCUCAUCAGCACCAGGCCCAACUGUGUAAACGUGUUGGUGACCACCACCCAGCUCAUCCCAGCUCUCUCCAAAGUCCUUCUGUAUGGUCUGGGAGCAGCCUUUCCCAUCGAGAACAUAUACAGUGCCACCAAGAUUGGCAAAGAGAGCUGCUUCGAGCGCGUCUCUCAGAGGUUUGGUAGGAGAGCCGUCUACGUGGUGGUUGGGGACGGAGCCGAAGAGGAGACAGUGGCUAAGAAGAAGAACAUGCCGUUCUGGAGGGUGUCCUGCCGGGCAGACCUGGAAGCUCUUAGCCACGCACUGGAGCUCGACUACCUCUAGAGGGCGACACCUCCACCUGUAUCACCACUUGAACGCUUGAACUAAGGCACCCUGGAAGGGCCAUUAAAGACUGAUUCGGAAUCAGUGGAGAGAACCACGGGAAGUUUGUUGGCGACGCUGCACGACGCCGAAAAGACCAAAUAAAUUGCGGGACAAAAAAGGACCAAACAACUGGGAAUUACCAUGAAUCUUUGUUAUUAAAUUCAGCUCGUCUCAGCUCAAAAAUGUUCUUUCAUUUGCUCUGCAACGGUUUUACUCAUGAAAACCACAUUUUCAAGUCUUAACAGACUGGUUAGACUAUUAAAUCAAUUUGCGUCAUAGUUAGAGGCUAUUAAAAAUACUCUUGAUUGUAUUUCACCAGUUUAAAUGUGAGCUAUUUAUUGUUGGAAAAAAAAUUAUGGCCUUGUCAUUAUGGGAUGUAAAUGUUUGUAUGCUGUGUGUUUUAAUCCCUUCUUUUAACCCGUUGUUAUGUAAAUGAGAUGAGACUCUUAGGUUUGUGCAUGUGCUAUGAUUACACUGCCUGUCAUCUUUGCUACGAUUUGUAUAUAAUGCUUUAUAUGGUCACUUUCUUUUGACAGACGGUUAAAAUAGACUUAAUAAAGAAUAAGUUAAUUGCAUUGAGGAGGCCUUUCUUUUCACUUUUAAUCGUUUUGAAAAAAGAAAAUACGUCACAGUUCUACAUUUUUGUAUUAGGUAAUAAUUAUCAAUAAAUUACAACUAG